Molecule: messenger RNA, 5054 nt
Organism: Cydia strobilella
Lineage: Eukaryota; Metazoa; Arthropoda; Insecta; Lepidoptera; Tortricidae
Product: BTB/POZ domain-containing adapter for CUL3-mediated RhoA degradation protein 3
Exons: 3
Coding region: 289-1167 (292 amino acids)
Biological process (GO): protein homooligomerization
Molecular function (GO): protein binding
Source: RefSeq, a predicted model, not a curated record
UUAAAUGUCAAAGUGAUAGCAUAGAUUUUAUGUACCUACAAAUUUAUUUAAUAGUAAUUUAACAUAACUAAACUGCGCUUGAUUUUGUCAAAUUGAGAUCUAACUAGCCUUUUUAAUCUUUUUAUCUUAAUACAGUUAAAAUAUCGUUACUGCUAUAAUGACCGCGUAGACUAUUUCAUCAAGUACAUAGGAGUUCAGGACAACUCCUAAAAUUGCUCGGAAUUUUGUGACCUGAAGAUUUGAAAUCUUUUCGCUUUGUCUCCGCUGGAUACUGACCCGACGGCAAAUAUGUCGGGUGACCACAAAACCUUGAUAAAAGGGAGCCCAUCCCAAUACGUGAAACUAAAUGUGGGCGGGACGUUAUUUUAUACCACCAUCGGAACUCUAACGAAGAGUGAUAACAUGCUCAGAACUAUGUUUAGUGGCAGGAUGGAAGUGCUUACUGACUCGGAGGGCUGGAUAUUGAUUGAUCGUUGCGGGAAGCAUUUCGGUACAAUACUGAAUUACCUGCGUGAUGGCACUGUGGCGCUGCCAGACACCUACCGUGAGAUCAUGGAGCUAUUGGCCGAAGCCAAGUACUUCCUCAUUGAAGAGCUGACCGAGUCCUGCCAGCAAGCAUUGCAGAAGAAAGAAAGGGAGGCUGAACCUAUAUGCAGAGUGCCCCUCAUCACAUCCCACAAGGAGGAGCAGCUUCUUAUCAUGUCUACUUCUAAGCCUGUUGUGAAGCUACUAAUAAAUCGUCAUAACAACAAGUACUCCUACACAAAUACGUCUGACGAUAACCUGCUGAAGAACAUUGAACUGUUCGACAAACUCUCACUACGCUUUAGUGGAAGAGUGCUCUUCAUCAAAGAUGUCAUCGGCUCAAACGAGAUAUGUUGCUGGUCAUUCUUCGGACACGGCAAGAAAUGUGCCGAGGUGUGCUGCACAUCCAUUGUCUAUGCAACUGAUAAGAAGCACACAAAAGUAGAAUUCCCGGAGGCUAGGAUUUAUGAGGAAUCCCUUGGCAUUUUGUUGUAUGAGAGCCGGAACGGGCCUGAUCAGGACUUGAUACAAGCGACGUCGUCGCGGGGCGCGGUCGGCGGCCUGUCGUGCACCAGCGACGAGGAGGAAGAGCGCUCCGGGCUCGCGCGACUCAGAUCAAAUAAGCAGAAUAAUCAGUCUUAGCGGUUACAGUCGGGCUUGGCGCGCCUUCGUAGCUCUAAACGGACGAACGUCUGAUACCAAGCCGGUUUCUUCUUGCCCUUUUGCUGGCUGCCGUGCUUUGGUCUUUAGGAAGUUGUAAGCUGCGCCCGUCUUACGGGCCCUUUCUACACCUUGUGAGCUCUCUUUGAGAUGUGAAUGCAGUGAGGAGGAAUGAAAGCAAAAGAGGCAAUUUUAUAUUCCAAAUAAACUUGUAAUUAUUUGAUGGACAAAUUUCUGUGUCUACAUGUCUUUGUGUUUAGUGAAUAUUAAGUAUAAAGAAAUAGUAUAUGUUAUGAAGAAAUAGUGCAAAAAGUGACAUAGACUAUUAUAAUUAUUGUAAAGUUCAAACAUAAAUAGUGUAAUGAAAUGUCCAGUAUACGAUUUUGAUUAAUUAUAGUAUGAGCUGUAUUUACAUUUUGUUGGAUGCUUUAGUGUGCAUGUUUGUUGUAAUGUAAUGAAAUCUUUUCCAUUUCACUGUAGGUGUUUUAAAGAUGUAUGUCUAGGUGUGAUGCCUUAUUUGAUUACUGUUACCCAGCCCCAGCACAAAGGAUGGGUGUACCGCUGUAAACUAUUACUUGUAGAUGGUUUACAAUUAUGACAUUGUAACACAUGUGACAACAACGUUACGAUAAACACGUCACAAUAAAGAGUCACAUGAACCCGUCGCCAAAAAGCUGCUCCCUUACAAAUCUUACAAUUAAAUUACUUACAUGUUACAUGAACUUGCAUGAAUAUUUACGUAACAUACCUAUAUCUGUCUGGUACAAGUUUUCGUUGCUAAUAAUUGUUAUACAAAGAUGCGCAUGUAACUCCUCUGGAGUUGUAGGCGUACAAAGCGUGCAGAUGGCGUGUAGGCUACGGAGACUGCUUAACAUCAGGCGGGCCGUAUGCUUGUUUGCCACCGAUGUAGUUUAAAAAAAAUAGAGUGAAUAGAAGCUUUGUAUAAUAAAACUUCUACUCACUAAUUUCUUUGUAUUACAAUUUCUAGCAACAAAACUAGUAACAGACAUAGAUAUUUCAUAGUAUUUCGUGGGUAUUGUUUCAGGUUGGUGUGACUUUAAAGUCGCCUUUACAUUGGUUAGACUGCAACAUUCAACAGUUGUUAAAAGUCUGGCUUUUGAAUGCGCGCAGACACGUAAAUGUAAACGCGCCCUUAUGCUAAGAGACCUCUUUCCAUACUAGCGUCGUGUGUAGCGUGGCGUCUAGUCAGCGCUAUGAAAAAUGGCGUCGCUGCGUCGCUGCGUACCUAGUUGCGCCAACGUCGCGUUGAGCAGCAGCUAUAGAGUUGACUAGACGCCCACGCUCGGGAGACGCUAGUGUGGGGCGUCUCUAAUGUUGUCAUCAAGUGUACAGUGGACUUCAGAUACAUAUGACCAUCCUUGUACAGAAGCAUAAAAUAUGUUGUACAGUCAAGUGUAAAAAUAUGGGUACGGGAACUUAAAAAUAUGUCCCACAGUUCUUAAUUCGCUGACAUAGGGGCUAUGGUGACCUAGUCCUAUUAUUUAUUCUGUGGCUAUGGGGCAUAUUUUUGAAUAUGAUUUGUGCUCCCAUAUUUUUACACUUGACUGUACAAGCAAUGUUCUACAUACCACAACAGUAUAAAUUAUAUGUUAAGCUUAAAUGUCACUUACACAGCUCAAAUGUAUUGCCAAAUGGAUGUUUAGAAAAUAAGGUCCUGUUCUUGAAUUUACUUAGCAACAGCUCACAUCUGCACCCAAAUGUUUGUAAGACAGUUUAUGCACUCAAAAUAAAUAAAAACUGGUAAAUAGUUUCGUAUAUAAAUUCAGUGCAAAAUAAAACAUUUUUUUUGGUUGUGUACUGCAAACUUGCCAGCAAAUAUAUGCUGAAUUGUCAAAUUGGCAUAAUCAUGAUUACAUUAGAUUCUAUUCACAGAAGUGUGACAGUGCCAGUGAUUACUGAUUAGUUGUAUAAUAUUUAACAAUGUUAUACCAUCAUAAGGCACAAUGUUAUGGAAUAAAUACCAACAUUACAUAGUCUAGUCGAUUUAUGUUUCAUGUUCUAAAAAGAUUUAUUAAAUAAAUAAUGUUAUGUAAGUUUUGGAAACUCGCCCUUCCAUAGUUCCUCUAUCUAUAGUAAUGUUUUGGACACGCAAACACAAUAAGAGUUGAUAAUUUUGCGCUGUUUGUGUGCGUUGUGGGAUGUGUUUGUGUCUAUAAAACUAUACAUGGGUGUUUAGGCGUAGAUGCAUGGUAGGGGCACAGUGUAAAAAGUGUACAGUGGACCGACAACUUUGGCGUGUACCGAGCUACUAACAAUGGCGAAUGUAUGCAGCUCGGGUGCGCGUACACCCCUCUCUCCUCGCACCCCGCACGAUUGCCCUGUCUAGACGGCUUCGUUGAACGACUGUAUUGUUUUAUAGACUGUGGUAAUAGCGCACUUUAAAACUGGUACCUUAUGGAUGUUUCAUUGAAACAGUGUAGAAUCCCUCACGAAAAUGUCCAAUUUGGUUUUCAGUCCAAUGCUGUGAAAUAUUAAUCUAAAAAUGAGUUCUCUUACUCGGAUCUAUAAUUAGAAUAUUAUAGUGGGUUGCUGGGUUGCACAAUAAAUGCAUUCAUAGAAUCGGACUUUUCAGUCGAAAGGUCCCUUUUUUGGUCGGAUGUCCAAUUUGGUUUUCAGUCCAAUGCUGUGAAAUAUUAAUCUAAAAAUGAGUUCUCUUACUCGGAUCUAGAAUUAGAAUAUUAUAGCAAUUAUAGUGGGUUGCACAAUAAAUGCAUUCAUAGACUCGGACUUUUCAGUCGAAAGGUCCCUUUUUUGGUCGGUUGUCAGUAAGGGCAUUAUCUAAUUAAGUCUUUAUGCCGAUUAGCAAAGAAAAUUGAUUGUAAUAGAGAGGUAAAGUCUAAGAAAAAACGUGCCCCUUAGUUUGACAUCCAGAAGAGAUGGCGCUGUACUGCGCCAUGUUUUGCGGUCACUGAAUCGUCAAAUAUCAACUUUUGACAAUCAGUGUUACCGCAAAAUGUAUGGUGCUAGAUCAUUAUUUUAUUAAUUAACAUAAACCAAAUUCUAACUUUGGUUAACACUCCCUUUGUUUAUGUUCUUGGUUCUUGCUAAGUUUAUGAAAGAUUUUAAUAUCAAGCUCUAACUCCUUUCAAAUGUUUUUUCUGUUAUAUUUCAAACUUUCCCCUAAGGUUUCCUUAAAAAAAAAUUAUAAUCUUGGCAGUUGGCUUAUUACUUUCUAUUGGUUUUUCUAGGCGCCCCUUUUUUCUUUUUUUAUUCCUAUAGAAGUUUAGAUUCUUCAACUGAUCAAGCAUCUACACGAACUGGAUCAAGAUCUGCUACUGAAACUCUGCUCCCACAACCUUGAUGCUUUCAAAAUUGUCCCAAUGGACAGAUGCCAUAAGAACUAAGAACUGAACUGAACUGUAUGGAGCUGUACAGCGCCAUCUCGUUCACCUGUUAAAUUGGAAGCACGAAUUUGUAUUAGAUUUUACGCAUCUUAAUCAAUAAAUAGUUGUGAAUAGUAGAAGAGGUAUAGUCUAGGGAAAAGUGCUCCUAAUUUGUCGCUGGACGGCCCCUGGCUAUACGUUAGUUCUGGUUGUCAAAAGUUGACGCUUGAGAGGUCUAAUACCACUAAACAUGACGCCAUCUAGUUCAGUUGUCAAACUCGGGGGCACGUGUUUCCCUCAGACAAUAACUUUCUGGCCUUAAUCGAAAAAGUGGUUACUUUUUAGGCUAAUAGGGUCAGAUUCUAUCAAAAUAAUGAAAGCUUUUAUUCUGUAACUGUUCACACUUGUAUAAUCUAUUGUAAUUCCAUUGGUGUACGUAAAUUGAACUACCUAUUGUAUAAAAUCUGUUCUAUUUAAAAACAUAUAAUUAUUAUGAAGUAAUUAUAUGCUCACUAUUUAUCUGUC